GCCAUACAUUUUGCUUUGCUGGGAAUGGCGGGAACUGUAAUCCCUGAGAUUAAGGUGAAACCUUUCCUGGUCCAUGGAGAGAAGUUCAUUAAAUGGGAUGAUGAAACUGGAGCUGGAUCACCAGUGGUUAUGCGCAUGGAUUCGCAAGGACACUUUCUAUACUGGACCUAUCAGAAUAAGCAAAUCCACUGUCUGGCAUUAACUGAUAUCCGUGACACAAGAGUCGGCACGUUUGCCAGAGUCCCCAAGAAUCCUAAAAUCCGGGAGAUUUUCGAUGUGGACAAUCCUGAUUCGAACUUCUACUCCAAGUGCCUGACCGUGGUGUCCGGCCCGGAUUUUCCCAACCUGGCUUUCGACAAUUUUGUUGCUUUCAAGACGAACGUGGUGAAGGACUGGGCAGCUGAGAUCCUGAACAUUGCCAUCCGUCCUCUGACCCACAACGCCUCAAGAUUAUUCACAAUCAACAAAAUGUACACAAAGAUAAAAAUAUUUGUGAACGAAGAGAAAAGAAUUCCAGUUAAAAAUAUUUACCAGAUGUUCCCAGCUGACAGGAAGCGAGUAGAGGCUGCACUGACUGCCUGUAAUCUUCCGAGUCAGAAGACUGACAUGAUCAAUCCUGAAGAUUUCACGGAAUUGGUCUUCAAGCAGUUUAUAACACAGUUGUGUCCGCGGCCUGAGAUUGACCAGAUCUUCGAAUUGAUGGAUGUGACGGUGAAGCCAUACUUGACUCGGCAACAGCUGUCGACAUUUAUAAAUGAGACACAGAGAGACGCCCGUCUAAAUAAUUUUCUUUUCCCAUUAAUUCAACCUGAUCAAACCCAGAAGCUGAUAGAGAAGUAUGAGCCGAACAGAAUGAAUGCAAAUAAGGGUCACUUGUCACUGGAAGGUCUAGGCUGGUACCUGUCUGGCCCAGAAAACAGCCUAAUAUUCUCCGAAAGACUGACCGUUUAUCAGGAUAUGACGCAGCCUCUGUCACAUUACUUCAUCAAUUCCUCCCACAACACCUACCUCACUGCUGGGCAGUUCUCUGGGAUUUCAUCCCCAGAGAUGUAUCGCCAGGUUCUCCUUGCUGGAUGUCGCUGUUUGGAGCUCGACUGUUGGAAAGGCAAGCCUCCAGAGGAGGAGCCCAUCAUCACACACGGUUACACCAUGACAACAGAAAUUCUAUUCAAGGAUGUGAUCGAGGCUAUAGCAGAGAGUGCUUUCAAAACCUCCCAGUACCCGGUCAUCCUAUCGUUUGAGAAUCACGUUGACUCCCCGAAGCAGCAAGCUAAGAUGGCAGACUACUGCCGAACCAUAUUUGGUGAUAUGUUACUAACAGAGACCAUGGAAAAAUAUCCACUGAAGCCUGGAACUCCUAUUCCCAGCCCUCAGGAACUGAUGGGCAAAAUCCUCAUCAAGAACAAGAAGAAUCAGGCUUCUAGUAAUAGAAGCCAAGAGAUGAAGAGAAGGAAGAGUAUGGAGCCAAUGCCCGAUCAGGCAGCAUCUGGUGAAACAAUGCAGACAGGUGAAACUGAAGAAGAGCAGUGUGAAAAUGAGGAGGAGCAGGAGAACAUUGAUCAGGAGGAUGAGGAAGAACAGAAGAAAAAUGAAUCUGAUGAGGGGACUGCUGGUCAGGAAGCGAGAGCAUAUGAGGAGAUGUCCAGUCUCGUGAACUACAUUCAGCCCGUGAAGUUUGUCUCCUUUGAACUCUCCAAGGAAAGAAAUCUAUCCUACAUCAUCUCAUCUUUCACAGAGACCAAAGCUCUGGAUCUGCUCAUCAAAUCCUCCGUAGAUUUUGUUGAAUACAAUGAAAGACAAAUGAGUCGGAUUUACCCCAAAGGGACGAGAAUGGAUUCCUCAAACUACCUGCCUCAUGUCUUCUGGAAUGCUGGCUGUCAGAUGGUGGCUCUUAACUUCCAGACAACAGAUGUCCCCAUGCAGUUGAACAAUUCGUGCUUUGAAUUCAACGGGCGGAGUGGCUAUAUUCUGAAGCAUAAACUGCUGUGUUGUCCGGAUAAGAAGUUUGACCCUUUCACUGCCGAUCAGAUAGAUGUUGUUGCGCCAAACUCGUUGUCCAUUUUGAUUAUAUCUGGGCAAUUUCUGUCGGAUCGGAACUCUAGAUUCUAUGUCGAUGUGGAAUUGUUUGGACUCCCCAAUGAUCCUAAACAGAAGUUCAAGACGAAAUUGACCCUUGAGCAAAAUUCCAUCAAUCCUCAGUGGAGGGAUGAGGAACCCUUUGUUUUUGAAAAGAUCCUUGUGCCAGAGCUGGCUUUUGUAAGAAUUGCCACGUAUGAAGAAAGUGGAAAAUUCAUUGGACACAGGAUUCUUCCAGUUACUGCCAUCCAAACAGGAUAUCACCAUAUUGGCCUGCGGAAUGAGGCUAACCAACUGCUCACCAUGCCAACACUGUUUGCUUAUAUUGAAGUGAGGGACUACGUGCCUCAUACCUGGGCAGAUUUAACAAAGGCUUUGACUGACCCAAUAAACUUUGUCCGGAGGAUGAACAUCCAAUCAGAGCAGGAUUCAUCAGCAGCUUGUAGUAAGGAUGUCUCAGAGGAUAAAGCACAAAUGCAGGAGAGUGGCAGUGGAGCAACGGACUCCAAUGAAGCAUGCUCUCCCACCAAUCCUACCUGCACUGGUCUUGAGGAAUCAUCUAAGGAUGCUGUAGAGGCAAUGACUACUGAUGAACUGAAGACUCAGAAGGCAUAUAUCAAAAUGCAGAGGAAGCAUGAGAAAGAAUUGAAGGAGUUAGAGAGGAAGAUUCAGAAGAAGAAAAAUGAAGUGAUCCAGAAAUAUACCAGCAGCUUUGCAGAACAAUACAAGAGAAAGCAAUCAUUUAACAAAUCAUUCAAGAAAAAACGGAAUGUCAGUAAUACUCCUGAGAGUGGUCUCAGUGAUUCUUUGAUGAGCUCUGGGCCAGAGGCUGAGAAAUGGAGUGAGCUGAAGGACAAUAUGGAGGCAGAUUUAAUGCAAGUGUAUGCAGAGCAGUAUGAACUCAUCAGGAACAAGAAAGAGCAGCACAUCAUUGAGCAAGUAGCCAAACUGGUGGAGCUAGCAAAAGAAAAACAAGCAAUUGAAAUGAAGAAUUUAAAGGAAUCAGGUGAAAGUGAGAUGAAGGAAGUAAAGAAGAAGUUGGAGCAGAAGCGACAGGAGAAGAUCGAGACAAUGCUGAAAACUACAGCAGACAAGAUUGUCCGGGAGAGGCGCAAGAAAGAGAUCACUGAGCACCAUAUUCAAGUGUCGGUGAAAGAAUUCAAGCUGACUUUAAUGCAUCAGUCGAAGCUUGAAAGCAAACUCCAGGAAAAGCAUGCAGCUGAUUUUGAAGAAAUUAAGGAAAAGGAAAAAGAGUACCAGUUGGAGGCACAGAACGAGUAUGAAGCAAAAAUGAAGGCCUUACCACAGGUGAUAUCGGAGCUGAUCAAAUCCACCUUAAAUACUAAGUUCACCCAAGAGCUGGAGAGGUUGCAGUGUGAAGGGAAAGAUCUGCCAGAAACAAAGGCAUGUGAAUUAUCAUCAACACUGCCUGAUGAGAUGACAGAGAACCCUGUUCCUGGGGUAACUCAACAGCCUGAGGAUGACCUUCAAGAUAAUAUCACUGUGUUAUAAUAUAAUAAUGAGCUACUAAUGAUAUAUGGUCAGAUAAGAUUUAUGUUUGCAGUGUUAGCACUAGAUUGACUAGCAGGGAGAUCUGCUGACCUGCUGUAUUCAGUGUGUUUUACUGGUGUAAAGAGGCACCUGUUCAUCUUGUAUGGUAAUUUGCAGGAGGUAGCAUACUCUCAGUUUGUUGGGAUACAUAUAUUCAGGUAGAGACUGAUACAGCUUAAGACAGGGUUUGAAAAAGUGUGACCUAAGUUCAUCCAUUUCAUAACAUUCCUCUUCCACAUUUACAUAUCUCUUCAGUAUGCUCUUGUCUGCAUUUGGUCAAAAGCUUCAUGUCCUAGCAAACUAAGUGCUCCUUUUGCCCUUUAAUGCUGAAGAUCUUACUGCAAGGUCACACAAAUUAUUAAGGACAUAGCUUUAUUGCAUUAUUGACAUUACAAUAAAUAUUUUAAAAUUGAAUUAAUUAGAAUAUUCUGUCGAGAAGAAUGAUGGACUGAAUGGGAAAAGGCAGAUAAAUGGAAUUAUAGGAGGGUGCUCUUUUGGAGAGAAGGCAUGGAGCAAUGGGAAAAAUGGUUCCUUUUGUGGUCUAAAAUUCUGAUAUUCAAUGAAACCAACUGAGUAGUUUUUCCAGACAAUAUAGGUAAAAGAUCAUUGACUGGUCAUCACAGGCAGUGCCCACUGAGGAUAUACAAGGAUAGGACUAUGAUGUUCACUCCUGCAGGCAGAAAACUCUAUUAAACAGACGUGUUAUACUAGGAAGGCUGGACUACACAUAGAAGCUAGGUUGCGGAUAUCAUGGCACCAUUGACUAUAAACAUGGAAUAGGCACCUCUUUGCAAAUUAGUUUGACGAAGCUCUGUAAAAACACUUGGUUAUAAAACAUAUGCAUGAUUUUCUUUAGAA
Messenger RNA from Pristis pectinata (smalltooth sawfish), 4485 nucleotides. RefSeq names its product 1-phosphatidylinositol 4,5-bisphosphate phosphodiesterase beta-2-like. NCBI's taxonomy places the organism in Eukaryota, Metazoa, Chordata, Chondrichthyes, Rhinopristiformes, Pristidae. The coding region runs from base 25 to 3588 and encodes 1187 amino acids. Gene Ontology annotation, biological process: phosphatidylinositol-mediated signaling; lipid catabolic process. The transcript is spliced from 32 exons. The record is from RefSeq and is a predicted model, not a curated record. Gene Ontology annotation, molecular function: phosphatidylinositol-4,5-bisphosphate phospholipase C activity; calcium ion binding.